UGUUUUUAAAUGCAAGUGAAAAAAAUCAUUUACCUUUAAGGUUAUAAUUUUCAUCAUACUAAUAAACGCAAACUAUAAAUAAGACGAAAAAUCUCAAAAUCAUCUCCCCAAUACUUUUGCAUCAUAAUUUCUCAGUUAAUGCAGUGAUUGAGGACAUUCAUUGAAUUUGUUCAACCGCAAUGGAAGAUCCUCAAGUGACAACUCUGUACGAACAAUCGGCAGUGGAGCAGGAUGAUGACAUGGUUACUAGGGAAAACGAGCAGACUCAUAUGUACGUGAGAACUCCCGGUUCCCAUCAUGCUGCGCGAGUACUGCAGCCCGACAAUCCCCUCAUGAUACGUUUCCAAGCUGCACUCAAAUCUCAUUUAACCCGACAAAAUAGAAGACUUGACGAGGAAAUUGUAGGACUUAAACUAUCCCUGAAAGAAUGUCUGAAGACUUGCGAAAAUGAUAUUGAAGUCCGAGAUUCGGAUCAACAGGCUGUGUUUCGACAAAACAUUGUUUUUGAUAAAGAGAGAGAGACAACGGAAGCGUUGAUCAUAGACAGAGAAAAGAUUGAAACCGAUCUGAAAGCUGACUUGGGCAUUCACAAAGAGACAAAUAUAAUACUUACUAACACAACAAAUAAAGAGGAGGAACUGCGCCUUGAGAAAGAAUCAUUGGCAGCACUCAUCACGCAGUUCUCAGAAUGGGAGCAAAGCCAGAAUUCCGAGAUCACUAUAGCUCAACGUAUUUCUGAGAAAAACAAAACCGACAGAAAUGUGUACACCCAGGAGAAGAUUUAUCAGGAUCUACUGAUAGUCUCUCUUACGUCAGAAGUGUUGAACCUCACCACCAAGCUGGGAGAGCUGGAGAAGCACAUCAAACAGAAACAGUCUGAAGUGGAGGUGGUGCAGCAGUCUGUCGCAGAUGGAAACGCAGAUCUGGAGGCUCUGGAGAGAGAGAACAAGCGGCUGAUGCAGGUCUGGAGUCACGUCAUCCUCCAGAUCCAGCAGAGGGACCAAGUCAUGGGGGAAGUGAAGGUGCAGCUCAUAAAGGGGCAGGAGCAGUACAGACAGUUGGAGUGCCAAGUGGACAGCUACAAGAGGUCCAGUGCUGUGGAGAUCAAACGCAACGAAAGCCUGACACAGACUCUGCUGAGGCUGGAGGGGGAUCAGGAGGUGCUGUCUAGGACAUACUCCUCAGAGGAGGACAAGCAGCACAAACUGCGAGAGACCCUUGUCCACCUGGCCAACAGUCUCAAGCUCACCCAGGCAGAUCUCGAUAAGAUCAUUGCGGACUCGAGGGAUAAGGAUGCCCAGUGUGCAGUGGUCCAGGCUGAGAUAGAUAAACUGCUGCAGCUCAAGUAUCAGCUGGAGGAGAAGCUGCUGACUAAGUUACAUCAGCAAGUGGUCCUGAGCAAGGCAGAGAAACAUACAUCCAAGCUCAUCUCUAACUUGCGCACCAGUGCUCGGACUCUGGAAGCCCAGCUGGCUGGUGCCCAGAAUGAACUAGCGAGAGUGCUAUUGUGUAUCGAGCAAGAGAACAAACAGUUGAAGGAGUACAAUAUCAACCUUGACGAUGAGAAAAUGUUGUAUGCUGCUCGAGAGAAAGAACUGAAAGCAUCGGAGAACGGACUAAAACAACAAGAGUCCGUUAUCACAUGGAAGCAGCGCCAAAUAGCAAAUGUCAACGUUCAGAUAGCCGCAAUCAACCAACGAAGCCAGGGGUUGGAAGAGACGGCAGAUGAGCUACAGGUGACGUACCUCGAGCGAGGGCUGGCCCAGAUCAUAAACAACAUCGAGGAACUACACAAAGCUUGGAUGAGAGAACAGAGUCGCAUCGUCACAUUGACACAACAACGCAACUCGCUCCUCAACCAGCUGAGCGUCUACCACAAGCAGAUUUUGGUAAUGAAGCAGAAACAACUGAAAACGGAGUUUGAAAUUGACCGUCUCAAAAAAGAGGAGACGAACAUACAGCACCUGGUCAGCUCCCUGGAGAAACGUCUGACAGGUCUGAACUUGCAGUGUAGCGAACGCAAGGGGUACAAGGAGAACCUCAACAACCUCAACUUGGCGGCUCAGAACCAGCUGAUAUGUGACCUCAAGGAUGCAGAAGUAAAGGCCCUGACCCUACAAGAGGACAUGUGCUACCUGGAGAUAGAGAAGGAGGAGCUCCGAGGAGAGAUAGUGCAGGCCCAGCGGGAUCUGUUAGCUUGGGAACGCAAGUUGCAGAUGGCUACGGAGGUCAAACAGAACAUUGACAAGUCCAAAGCUGAGGGUGGAGAGAUUGCAGUCAUGAAGUCCGAAAUCCACCGUAUGGAGGUAAGGUAUGCUCAACUGCAGAAAGUUCAGGAGAAGCUCGCUCACGACAUGGAGAUGUGCAUAUCUCGACGAGAUGGAAUCGUAGAACUGGCACAGGCCAGAGAGAAACGGAGCACAAAACGAGCACUCUACACCCGCCAGCAGUUUCUCAAGAAACUGGACGAUUUGCAGACAAAGAUCAAGCAAACAAACUCUGAACUGAAGUCAGUGGACAAGACAUACAACAGCUCAGACGACCAUAUGCACGAACUCACAGACAGGAAACAGUACAAGAGAAAUCAGCUGUCUGAGCUGCAAGGAGCAGUGUCGCAGAUGCAAGCACAACUGGCCGAGGGACAGCUUCACAGGCAAAAGAACCUGGAGAUGCUUGUGCGAAAACAACGGAAAGCCAGACAGUAUGGAGAGCUGAAGGCAGGUCGGUACAGCCUACAGUUUCGACAAGAGAGUGUCCUGGAACUCGAAACACAAAAGCAGAAAGCCGUCAACUCGGAUUUAGUCUCAAUUGUCGAAUCAAUAAAUACAGACUUUCCAAUCCUAGCAACUCCAAUCACACAAAUCCUCAACACUCUUCGAUCACCUGCUGCGUAAUUAAUUGUCUAGAUAACAUUAACAAAUAAAUUUUAUAUUGUAAAAUAAAUGUAAACUAAACCGUGUGCUAAAUCAA
This is a messenger RNA of Homalodisca vitripennis (glassy-winged sharpshooter), 2970 nucleotides long. RefSeq names its product coiled-coil domain-containing protein 40 (gene l(2)41Ab). Lineage: Eukaryota; Metazoa; Arthropoda; Insecta; Hemiptera; Cicadellidae. Bases 180 to 2894 code for a protein of 904 amino acids. The transcript has 14 exons. The record is from RefSeq and is a predicted model, not a curated record. Gene Ontology annotation, cellular component: cytoplasm. Gene Ontology annotation, biological process: axoneme assembly.